Molecule: messenger RNA, 1527 nt
Organism: Ziziphus jujuba (common jujube)
Lineage: Eukaryota; Viridiplantae; Streptophyta; Magnoliopsida; Rosales; Rhamnaceae
Product: extensin-2
Exons: 2
Coding region: 75-1208 (377 amino acids)
Source: RefSeq, a predicted model, not a curated record
CUCAUUCACAUAUAACUCUCUAGGCCUUCAUAUCCAUAGAAUUAAACUUGGGGGCUUCUCUCUAAUUCUAAAAAAUGGCCAAGUUUUGGCCUCUUAUGAUAUAUGCUUGGGCAGUAUGCUUCAUGGCAACCAAUGUAGCUGCUACUUCCAAACCUUAUAUCUAUGCAUCUCCACCUCCUCCACCUUAUGUUUACAAGUCUCCUCCACCACCAUCUCCGCAUCGACUUCCUCCUUACAUCUACAAGUCUCCGCCUCCUCCUUCACCCUCCCCUCCACCUCCACCUAAGCAUUACUAUAAGUCUCCUCCUCCACCUCCUAAGUACCACUACAAAUCACCACCUCCCCCACCUUAUAUUUACAAGUCCCCACCACCACCAUCUCCAUCCCCACCUCCCCCAUACAUUUACAAAUCUCCUCCUCCCCCAUCUCCAUCACCUCCCCCUCCAUAUGUCUAUAAGUCACCACCUCCAUCAUCCCCAUCACCGCCACCCCCUUACGUCUAUAAGUCCCCACCGCCACCAUCACCUUCACCACCACCUCCAUAUGUCUACAAGUCUCCACCGCCACCAUCACCAUCCCCGCCACCUCCUUAUGUGUAUAAGUCACCACCUCCACCAUCACCAUCACCACCCCCUCCUUACAUCUACAAAUCCCCCCCACCACCUUCUCCUUCACCCCCACCUCCCUAUAUCUAUAAGUCUCCACCUCCACCAUCUCCAUCACCACCUCCUCCAUAUGUCUACAAGUCUCCACCACCCCCAUCCCCAUCACCACCACCUCCCUAUGUCUACAAAUCUCCUCCACCUCCAUCUCCAUCACCACCUCCUCCAUAUGUCUACAAGUCUCCACCACCCCCAUCCCCAUCACCACCCCCUCCCUAUGUCUACAAAUCACCUCCACCUCCAUCCCCAUCACCACCACCUCCUUAUGUAUACAAGUCUCCACCACCACCAUCUCCAUCCCCACCACCUCCAUAUGUCUACAAAUCCCCACCUCCUCCAUCUCCCUCACCACCUCCUCCAUAUGUUUACAAGUCCCCACCUCCACCAUCCCCAUCCCCACCACCUCCUUAUAUGUACAAGUCCCCACCACCCCCAUCUCCAUCACCACCACCUCCCUACGUCUACAAGUCUCCGCCUCCACCAUCCCCAUCGCCUCCUCCUCCAUACCUUUACAAAUCACCACCUCCACCUCCCCUUGUGUACUAAAUUAAUUAGUCAACAAUUUCUGCUCUAUUUAUGUUUCUGGCUGUUUGAAAUGAAUAAUCGCAGCUACAAGAAGAAUCCUGCAUUUCUUUCUUGUCAAAUGAUUUAUAAUAUUCGUUGAUUAUUAGUAAUGUCGAGAAGAAUAAGAGAAUUGGGGCGUAAAAAGCAAGGGCACGAAGCUGGGCUUGAGCGGCUUUAAUUUCCUGUCUAGUUUGUUCAAUGUGAUUAAUUUCUAUACUUUUGUACUCUCAUGUGUUCAAAUUUAAUUGAUAAGAUUUAUAUGUCAGUUUCUUAAUUAAUUAAAAGAAAAAAGAUUUGUUUC